AUGGGAGGGCCAUCACGCCCCCACACCGACUCUAUAUAUACAUGUCCUCCGCCGCCUUCCAUCUCUCAGAACACUAUCCACUCACCAAAUAGCAUCAUGGGCUAUUGCACCAGAAGCACACACCCUGUGCCACGGCACUACUCUUUCGGGCUUUGGCUUACGAGCAUUCUUUUGUUCACGGCGGCAACAACGCCGACGACGAAGGGGUUCGUAGAGGGCGAGAGGGACGCCCUCCUCGACUUCAAAACCGGCAUCGUCAAGGAUCCUUCCAGCCGUUUGUCAUCAUGGCGAGGCCUGUCCAGGCUCCGCUAUCUCGACCUAAAUUCACUAUAUGACUUAACGAUCGAUGGCCUGCACUGGCUCUCGCGUCUCACUUCCUUGAGAUACCUCGACAUGAGCUUUGUGAAACUUUCCAUGGCCUCCCACAAUUGGCUUCAAGCGGUGAACAUGUUGUCCUCACUGGAGGAGCUACAUUUACCAUACUGUGGCCUCACCGACCUCCCCUCUUCUCUUUCCCAUGUCAACCUCACAGCACUGGCCACUCUUGAUCUCCAUGGCAACCACUUCAACUCCACCUUCCCCGACUGGCUAUGGAAACUCCACAACCUCUCUUAUCUUGAUCUCAGUUUUUCUAUGUUUCAUGGUGCCAUAUCUGCUGGGAUUGGAAAUUUGACUGGUCUAAGAGAACUUCAUCUGAGUGAUAAUUCACUUUCAGGUCCCGUGCCCAUUGAGAUUGGAAUUUGUAAUAGUCUAAAACUUAUCUAUCUAAGUUAUAAUUCACUCUUUGGACCCAUACCUGUUGAGAUUGGGAAUUUGACUAGUCUAAGAGAGCUUUAUCUUGAUCAUAAUUCACUCUUCGGAGUCAUACCUGCUGGGAUUGGGAAAUUGACUGGUCUAAGAGAGCUUUAUCUUGAUCAUAAUUCACUCUUCGGAGUCAUACCUGCUGGGAUUGGGAAGUUGACUGGUCUAAGAGAGCUUCGUCUUAACGAUAAUUCACUUUCAGGUCCCAUACCCAUUGAGAUUGGCACGCUUUCCAACCUCACCGUUCUUUCUCUCUCCAGAGAAAUCCCAAUUGAAAUUGGGUCUCUUUCAAUGCUCCAAACUUUAAAUCUAUCAAGAAACAGUUUUGUCGGCCAAAUUCCAGCAGCAAUUGGUGCCAUGAAAUCAUUGGAAACUCUGGAUCUGUCAUUCAAUAAGUUAUCCGGAGUCAUUCCUCAAAGCUUUUCGGCGUUAUAUUCUUUGAGUCACUUGAAUCUGUCUUACAACAAUCUAUCGGGAGCGAUUCCAUCGGGGAAUCAACUUCGAACGCUGGAGGAUGCAUCCAUUUAUAUCGGAAAUGUCCAUCUCUGUGGACCUCCGGUGACCAAGAGUUGCUCCGACGAUCCCAACGUCGAUUCGACGGAGGAGGAGUACGAACAAGGAUCUCAUGUGCUGUCAUUUUACUUUGGUACCGGGCUCGGAUAUUUGGUCGGCUUAUGGAGUGUGUUCGUGAUCAUGCUGUUCAAGAAAGAUUGGAGGCUCUUCUAUUUUGCAACGGUGGACAAGAUGUACGACAAAGCUUAUGUGGCAAUCAAGAUAAGAAUGCGAAAUUGGCAUGACGCAGCUGGUCGAAUGUGA
Musa acuminata AAA Group (dessert banana) is the source of this 1617-nucleotide messenger RNA. RefSeq names its product LRR receptor-like serine/threonine-protein kinase GSO2. Gene Ontology annotation, molecular function: protein binding. The coding region runs from base 1 to 1617 and encodes 538 amino acids. The record is from RefSeq and is a predicted model, not a curated record. Lineage: Eukaryota; Viridiplantae; Streptophyta; Magnoliopsida; Zingiberales; Musaceae. The transcript has 2 exons.